Molecule: messenger RNA, 1956 nt
Organism: Lobosporangium transversale
Lineage: Eukaryota; Fungi; Mortierellomycota; Mortierellomycetes; Mortierellales; Mortierellaceae
Exons: 4
Cellular component (GO): cytoplasm
Molecular function (GO): protein binding; GTPase activator activity
Source: RefSeq, a predicted model, not a curated record
AUGAGAUUGCAAUCUGGCAUCCAGCGGAACUCGGUAAAGAAUGCGCGCCACUGGCGUAGAAGUACCACCCCUGAAAAGAACUACAAUAGCCGCAUCCCGGCAUUUUGGAACAAAUUACCAUCGUUACCUCCGAGCCACAACUCUCUACCAAGCUUUCAGGAUGUGUUCUCUCAACUAGAAGGAGAAAAGACCAUAUCUGGAGCAUCUGCAACGUCAACAGCAGUCCCUCCGAUACCCCUGGCUAACGACACGGAGGAUGGGCCCUUAUUUCGGGCCACUGUUGUGGAAUGCGAGCAGCAUAUCCGUAACAUGAAAUCGGCUACGAAACGGAUUUUGAAGGCUGCACAGAAUGUUUUAGAAACCAGGAAGGCAUGGGUGGCUGCGGAGGAAGCUCUUGUCAAGGAGUUGAAUUUGAUGAAGGCGGCAGAACCUUUAGUGCAACAAUACUUGCGGCCAUUAACAACUCAACUUGCAGGCCAGUCUGAGACGCUGACGCAGUAUAUGAAGACUUUUAUCAUUGAGCCCUUAUCACAAUUUUACGGAGUUGAUAUCAAAGAAGCAGAAAUGCGUCGGAAAUCGUUUGAUGAGGAAAGCAAGGAGUUUUACAGCUUUCUAUCGCGAUACAUGAGCAUAAAGCAGGAUAAUACUCAAAAAAAGAUGGAAGCGGACGCAAAGCACGAAAAGAAACGGCGGCACUUCGAACGCAAGCGACUCGAGUAUUGGAACUUUUUGAUUGAAAUGAAGGCUGGCGGCAGUAAAGGGGAUGAAAUUUGUGUCAAUCUUACCAACUAUGCAGAGAAGCAUUGCCAGUGUAUUUUCGACAUGGGCACAGUCGCAGAAGGGCUCCGACCGGAGCUGGCUACUAUUGCUACCACCAAUAGGCAGCGAAUGGAUCAGCACAAGGCUCGCCAAGCCGUUGAAAAUUCCCUUGCGUUACUGCGCCCUCCUUCAAGGCAGUACACCAAGGACGGGCCUGGCCUACCUUUGGCAUCUGAUGCCAACACUCCCACUUCUGCGGAUAACCCAUCUCAACCUAGUAACGCCAGUUCGCUCAGUAUCUCGGGCAUUCGUGACCUAGAACACCAGGAUAUCGAUGCUGGCCUCGCUCUGGGGAGACGUAAGGAAGGUUUUCUAUUUGCAACCAGCCGACCGAGUGGGCACAAUAACACUGUCCUUGAGAAACCCAAUAUCAAUUGGCACAAAUACUGGUGUGUUCUAUCUGAGGGCCAACUCUAUGAGUAUUCUCACUGGAGAAAAGGUGUCACUCAGCCUCAUAACGACCCUAUUAACCUUCGAAUUGCUACGGUUCGUUCGUGUCGCGACCAAGAUCGAAGAUUUUGUUUCGAAGUAAUCACACCAAAGUUCAGAAGAGUUUACCAAGCAACAAGUGCGGAAGAUAUGAACUCUUGGAUAAAUGUUAUCUCAAAUGCGAUUCAGGGCCUCUUGAACGGGACAAGUAGCUGUCGAAACCUGAACUUGGAGUAUGCAAGAAUACAGCCGGGUCAAGCGGUUGGUCGGAAACGUGGAGGCAGUGCAGCUGAUGCUCUGACUGAGCUUGGGCAGUUCAUUCACCCAAAAGGCGAGGCCGGGGAUUCAUCUGAUAGCAAUAACGUUCCUCAAGAUUCGGAUCAACUUGGCACUCAACUACUGAGAUUAAUGCGAGAGAAACAUCCAAGUAACACCAUCUGUGCUGAAUGUGGCGCCAAGAACCCAGAUUGGUGCGUAAUCAACCUCGGUAUCUUAGUGUGUAUAGAAUGCUCUGGUAUCCACAGAGGUCUUGGGACCCAUAUCUCCAAAGUACGCUCGCUGACCCUGGAUACAACAUCAUAUACAAAGGAUCUUUUUGAGUUCAUUCGUUCAGUGGGCAACAACAUCUCAAACGACAUUUGGGAGGCAAACCUUAUCACCCCAGAUGGUCUCUUGCAUAAGGCCACCGCGCAACCCGCAGAAGCCAAA